Knipowitschia caucasica is the source of this 510-nucleotide messenger RNA. NCBI's taxonomy places the organism in Eukaryota, Metazoa, Chordata, Actinopteri, Gobiiformes, Gobiidae. The record is from the annotation of a GenBank genome assembly.
AUGCCGCACAACCCGACCAAAGAAGGCGCUAAAGCUCUCAUGGAUACCGCUCCUGGACCAAAACCAACAACGGCUCUCUGUGACCAUGACCGGGCGUGUGGAAGAGGCUUUACUUGCGAUCGACACUUCGGUCUGUGUGUGCCUUUGAGAGGAGAAGGACACUACUGCAGGAGAGACGCCCAGUGUGUACGAGGCCUCAGCUGCAUGUUUGGGAAAUGCCACCGCAGCAUUCCCAACGGACAAGAAGGCGCCAGGUGUAAAGUGGACCGAGACUGCGGAGCGUCCAUGUGCUGCGCCCGACACCACGGAGAGCUGGUCUGCAAGAGGCGGCUCAUCCGAGGGGAGAGCUGCUACGUCCCCGAUGGAGGGCUUGCCUUUAGCAUCAACCAAAUCUGCCCCUGCGACGACGGACUGCUGUGUCGCGAAAACACGGCGCCCCACUGGAGAGAGAGGGAGUUCAUCUACCAACUGGAGCGGCCAACCUGGUCCUGUCAGAUUCCCCGAUCGUAA